AUGUCUAGAGUUGUGAUCCAUGUAUCUGCAGGAGAUGAGAGUGGCCUCGUGGUGGUUCAGACUGCCCCAGGGAAAGUGCUCACUCACCGUGGAGGUUCCAUCAUCCUGCCCUGCAGGUACCACUAUGAGCCAGAGAGCCAGGACCCCGAGAAGAUCCGCAUCAAGUGGACCAAGGAAUCAGACACAUUGCAAAGCAGCGACGUCUUUGUGGCAUUGGGCAGGAUCCAGAAAGCCUUUGGGAUAUACAAGGGCAGGGUGUGGUUACAAGGCGAUGGAGAUGGCGAUGCAUCCCUCAUCAUGCAGGACGUGACCCUGCAGGAUUACGGACGGUAUGAAUGUGAGGUCAUAGAUGAGCUUGAGGAUGAUACAGGAAUUGUCAAACUGAACCUGGAAGGUGUGGUGUUUCCUUACCAUCCAAGGCUGGGGCGUUACACGUUAAACUUUGAAGAUGCUAAGAAGGCGUGUGAGGAGCAGGAUGGGAUAUUGGCCUCUUAUGAGCAGCUGCACGAGGCAUGGCUGAAGGGAUUGGAUUGGUGUAACGCAGGCUGGCUGGAUGAUGGAUCGGUCCAGUACCCGAUUUCCAAGCCCCGACUUCAGUGUGGCAGAUCGGAGCAGACCGCUGGCAUUCGGAACUACGGCUACCGCCACAAAGAUGAUGAGCGAUAUGAUGCUUUCUGUUUCACCUCCAACCUGAAAGGUAAAGUUUAUUUCCUGAGGACCUAUCGGAAGCUGAACUAUGCAGAGGCGGUGAAGGCGUGUGAGAAACACGGGGUGACCAUUGCCAAGGUGGGUCAGCUGUAUGCAGCCUGGAAGCUGCAGUUACUGGACCGCUGCCAGGCUGGCUGGUUACAGGAUGGCAGUGUCCGCUACCCCAUCGUCAACCCACGGGACAAGUGUGGCGGCAAGGAACCCGGGGUCCGCAGCUUCGGCUUCCCCGACAAGAAGCGACGGCUCUACGGGGUCUACUGUUUCAAAAAGAAGGAAUGA
This is a messenger RNA of Hemiscyllium ocellatum (epaulette shark), 987 nucleotides long. It is a transcript of the gene hapln4, whose product is annotated as hyaluronan and proteoglycan link protein 4. Gene Ontology annotation, molecular function: hyaluronic acid binding. Bases 1 to 987 code for a protein of 328 amino acids. Gene Ontology annotation, biological process: cell adhesion. Lineage: Eukaryota; Metazoa; Chordata; Chondrichthyes; Orectolobiformes; Hemiscylliidae. The transcript is spliced from 4 exons. The record is from RefSeq and is a predicted model, not a curated record.